This is a messenger RNA of Durusdinium trenchii, 1156 nucleotides long. Lineage: Eukaryota; Dinophyceae; Suessiales; Symbiodiniaceae. The record is from the annotation of a GenBank genome assembly.
GGACUGGUUUUGGUGCUGUUCAUGUGCAUGAUUUGAUUCAGAGGUAUACAGUGGUUUCAGAUUAGAGGGCACUGGCGCCCAGGCGAUGCUAGGUGUUGUCUUCGGGGCCGCUGGUCCUGCCCAUUCUCCACCGACCUUCGAUGGCCUGUGCCACGCCGCCGUCCACCCCACCGGCUCGGGCGGUUGUGUAGAAAGAGGGGCCAUUGGGAUCGUUCGCUUGGACAGUGACCUGCAUUGCCAUGGCGCAGCAAAACGACCUAGACCUCUCUCCAGGCUUCCUUGAGGCCGCUCGUGGACAAUUGGCCCGGCUCAAGGUGAAGAAUACCUUUAUUGAUGUAUCGGAUUCGGAUUCCGAUUCCCUGCCAGCCUUCGGCAGCGUUUGUAGUUGCCCAGCGGGAAUGUCCGAUUUCCUUCAUGACGAGCCAGGAGAGCUCCCCGAGAUCUCAGGGCCCCGCUCAGCACCGCCGGAGCUUCCAAGGGCGACGGCGCAGCUCCGUCUCACGAGGUUCAGCCCUGUGGACUGCCCCUGCCUUUUGACAUCCACGUCCCCGAAGAGUUGGAGCUCACCCCACGGGAACCCGGAUGGCUCACCCGACGCUUUCCACUUGCAGGAUCCGGCUCUGGAGGAGCGUGUGCAAAGGGAAGACGUCCAAGUGAGCUCUUCCUCGCAGGGUGCUUCGAGCUGUUCACGGCCAAUGCCCAAGAAUGUCUGGCCUCCCAUCGAGCCGCUGGAAAUACGACAGCCGACCAUGUCACUGGGGAGUCGGGUGCAUGGCACCGGAAACUGCAAGCCUUGCGCUUGGUUUUGGCGCCCCCAGGGCUGUUCAAAUGGCGAGGAAUGCGGCCACUGUCAUCUCUGCUCAGCCGCAGAGUUGAAAGCUCGAAAAAAGGCCAAGAAGACGGCCUCGCAGAAGGUGAAACAGCAAGCCACCGCUGAGGCGGCCGCUGCGGCCUUGGCAUCGACUGCGGCCGGGAGUCUUGAAGAGGCAGCUGCACCAGGCCCCCUGAACCCCUGAGAUGCGCCGGCCGCCGGGUGCGGCUCGCAGGGCGUCAGAUCUGCCACAUCGUCCGGCGGUGGAAGGUGGUGCGUCCAAGGAUCGGUCAUGAACGAAUUGGCAUUGGAUUAAUAUAUAUCAGGACCCUCCGACCAUCUGGG